This is a messenger RNA of Phaethon lepturus (White-tailed tropicbird), 333 nucleotides long. RefSeq names its product maturin, neural progenitor differentiation regulator homolog (Xenopus) (gene MTURN). The transcript is spliced from 3 exons. Lineage: Eukaryota; Metazoa; Chordata; Aves; Phaethontiformes; Phaethontidae. Gene Ontology annotation, biological process: positive regulation of megakaryocyte differentiation; regulation of signaling. The coding region runs from base 1 to 333 and encodes 110 amino acids. The record is from RefSeq and is a predicted model, not a curated record. Gene Ontology annotation, cellular component: cytoplasm.
AUGGUCAUGCUGAAUUAUGAAAAAUGUUACCAGGAGAUUAGUUAUGCAUCUGUCCAGGGGUACGUGAGACCUCCGGCCGUGGCAGCGGAGCGUCUCUGGCACGUGUGGAGCGAAAGUGAGGACUGCUUACCUUUUCUGCAGCUUGCACAGGACUACAUCUCCUCCUGUGGGAAAAAGACACUCCAUGAAAUAUUGGAAAAAGUCUUCAAAUCCUUCAGACCCUUACUUGGGCUUCCAGAUGUUGAUGAUGAUGCAUUUGAAGAAUAUAACGCAGAUGUGGAAGAAGAGGAGCCAGAAGCCGAUCACCAACAGAUGGGUGUCAGUCAGCAGUGA